AUGGCAUUCAAGACUCGUGAAGGGUUAUAUGAGUGGCGUGUCAUGCCAUUUGGGUUGUGUAAUGCACCAGCCACGUUCAUGCGCUUGAUGAACGAAAUUCUAAAACCCUUCCUCAACAAGUGCUGUGUUGCUUAUUUUGAUGACGUUAUACGACUUUUCUUAAAUAUGGAAAAGUGUGAGUUUGCUAUGGAAGUUGUAUCUUUCCUCGGCUUCAAAAUAUCUGCCACUGGUGUAAGUGCGGAUCCCAGAAAGGCCAGUUUUGAAGCCAUUAAAAAUGCGUUAUCAUCGGCACCAGUCCUUGCCUUGCCGGACUUUGAUAAACCGUUUUCAGUCGAAACCGAUGCCUCUACUGUAGGAAUUGGAGCUGUUCUAGUACAAGAAGGCCGACCAGUCGAGUUCUUCAGCGAAAAACUAUGUCCGUCCCGGCAAAGGUGGUCAGUAUAUGAGCAGGAAUUGUAUGCAGUGGUGCGAGCUUUGAAACAAUGGGAGCAUUACCUAUUGCAUCAGGAUUUUAUCCUCUGUAGUGAUCACAAGGCGCUGCAGUACAUGAAUACACAGAAAAGUAUAAACCGGAUGCACGCGAGGUGGGUUCUGUUCUUACAGAAAUUCACUUUUGUUUUGAAACAUAAAAGUGGGGCUCAAAACCGGGUUGCUGAUGCCUUGAGUAGAAGAUUUGCACUCAUUACUCAAUUGCAAACCAAUUUUGCUGGGCUGGAAUGCUUGCAGGAGCUUUAUGAGGGGGAUCAGGACUUUGCAAAGGCUUGGAUUAAAUGCCUUAAUAAGGAGCCUCUGGAAGAUUAUAAUGUUAGGCACGGUUUUUUAUUCAAAGCAAGGUUAUUCUUCAAGGAGAUCGUGAGAUUGCAUGGGAUGCCAAGGAGCCUGACAUCUGAUCGAGAUGUGAAAUUCCUCAGCCACUUUUGGCGUGAGCUAUGGAAGAGAUUCAAAACACGCCUGCAAUUGAGCUCUUCGUAUCACCCCCAAACUGACGGACAAACAAAAGUGGUGAACCGAACUUUGGGAAAUUUACUGCGGUGCCUAGUUCAGGAGCAGCCGAAGUCAUGGGAUGAUGUGCUCGGUCAAGCGGAGUUCGCUUUUAAUUCAAUGCCCAAUCGAUCUACGGGUAAGUGCCCAUUUAGUAUUGUAUAUACAAAAAUGCCAAACCAUGUUCUUGAUGUCGCAGUUAUACCCAACUGUAAGAGCAAAGCGGCGUCGACCUGGGUAGAUCAAUUCUCGGAUAUGCUAGAGAAGGUUCGGCUCAAACUACAAGAAUCUAAUGAAAAAUACAAGCAAGAUGCGGAUCAACACAGGAGGAAGAAAGUAUUUCAGCCUGGCGACGUAGUGUGGGUUCGGAUGCAGAAGGAACGAAUGCCGGCGGGAACUUGCAACAAACUCAAUCGAAAGAAGUUUGGUCCCUUUUCAGUGAAGCACCAAAUUAACGAUAACGCUUAUGUUAUCGACUUACCCGCUGAGUUUAACACUUCAAACACCUUCAACAUUGUGGACCUGUACCCUUACUUUCCACCAGACGAGGUUCACGACGUCGGGGAUCAGCUGGGGAAAGACACUUUUGCAGAAGGGGCGUAUGAUGCGGAGCAUCUUUAG
Dendrobium catenatum is the source of this 1602-nucleotide messenger RNA. RefSeq lists its product as uncharacterized. The transcript has 4 exons. Gene Ontology annotation, molecular function: nucleic acid binding. The coding region runs from base 1 to 1602 and encodes 533 amino acids. Gene Ontology annotation, biological process: DNA integration. The record is from RefSeq and is a predicted model, not a curated record. NCBI's taxonomy places the organism in Eukaryota, Viridiplantae, Streptophyta, Magnoliopsida, Asparagales, Orchidaceae.